Molecule: messenger RNA, 681 nt
Organism: Epithele typhae
Lineage: Eukaryota; Fungi; Basidiomycota; Agaricomycetes; Polyporales; Epitheliaceae
Exons: 3
Coding region: 1-681 (226 amino acids)
Source: RefSeq, a predicted model, not a curated record
AUGUUGCCCUCUGGCUCACCCUGUUACCUCCCUGCCUUCAAUGGCCUUGGCCCCACUCGCUCCUCCAAAGAACACCAAUACAAUUUCCAUAAUCACCCUUACGAACAUCACAACACCUCACUCGCUACACAGACAUCUACCUCUGGAUUGUUGACCGCUCCACUGGGCCCGGUCAGCCAUAAUGUCAAUUAUGGCUCCCAUGAUAUGUAUUCUCAAGCACCUGGAGAAGAGAACAUUCAACCCACAUUGUCCGAACCAACUGCGACCGACUGCUGUUGCCCCUCGUUCCAAUCUGCGCAGUUCAGCACAAGCAUCAACCUGGCAGGAAUGCACAACACCCCCACCCACGCGCACUCCAACGUGAACACACCGAUCAACUUACACUCGUACAGCGCUCUCACACACGUGGUCCUGCAGUCACCCUCAAAUUGCUCCACACUCACCGCACAUGGUCUGGAGAUGCUGUUUCACAACAUGCACAUCUUGUAUGACCCCCAGCACAUUGGGAAGUUCCACAAGGUCUCCGGGACUAAGACUGCUGUCGAUGAAACAAAGGUAGCAGUGGACGAGCUCAAGCCCAUCCUGGAAGCAGCCUGGUUACCAUCCAAUCAGCAGAAGUAUCUCUUCCGUGUACUCGUCAAGCACUACAUGAUAAAGCCCAUAGUGAGCUAUUACGAUUAA